This is a messenger RNA of Polypterus senegalus (gray bichir), 936 nucleotides long. Its product is annotated as olfactory receptor 51G2-like. Gene Ontology annotation, cellular component: membrane. The record is from RefSeq and is a predicted model, not a curated record. Gene Ontology annotation, molecular function: olfactory receptor activity; G protein-coupled receptor activity. Bases 1 to 936 code for a protein of 311 amino acids. Lineage: Eukaryota; Metazoa; Chordata; Cladistia; Polypteriformes; Polypteridae. The transcript has a single exon. Gene Ontology annotation, biological process: G protein-coupled receptor signaling pathway.
AUGACUGAAGUUUCAGAUAACUCCUCAAUGCUAAUUUUGGAAGGUUUCAUAAUUCCAUCUGAGCUUCGGGUAUCGGUGUUUAUUUUAUGCCUUGCUGUAUAUACUGUGAUUCUUGCGGGCAAUUUAACACUUUUAUUUGCAAUCUCAUUCAAUCAACAUUUACAUAAACCGAUGUAUAUGUUUCUUUCCAAUAUGAUAAUCUGUGAUCUAAUUGGAAGCACUGCUUUAAUGCCUAGACUGAUGUAUGGGGUUAUGACAGAAGUUAAAUUAAUUUCGAUUCAUGCUUGUGUCAUUCAGGCUUUUUGCAUUCACUCAUACGGAAGUGCUACUCAGCUUAUGCUAACCGUUAUGGCUAUAGACAGAUACUUUGCGAUUUGUAACCCAUUGCGAUACCACGCGAUUAUGACUAAGUGGACCAUAGUCAAGCUUUGUUUGCUCGCCUGGGGAGUAGCUUUUGUUUUGAUUUUUGUUCUACUUUUUCUUACUUUAAGACUUCCACGAUGCAAAUCUCUUAUCGUUCACGCAUAUUGCUUCAAUGGAUCUUUAUAUUUAUUAUCUUGUGUCGACACAACUGUGAACAGUAUUUACGGUUUAUUCGUCACGUAUUUUUUAACCACUGUAUCAUUUUCUGCAAUUGCAUUUACAUAUACUAAAAUAUUAAUUACAUGCUUAUUCAAAACAGAAAAUAACAGUAAAAAUAAAGCAAUCCACACGUGUUCUACUCAUUUAACUGUUUAUUCUCUCUUUGAAAUAACAGCAAUAUUUUCAACUAUAGCUGUGAGACUUCCGAAUUUCUCACCAAAUGCAAUAAAAGCAAUGGGAACUUUAAUGGUUGUUUUACCUCCUGUUGCUAAUCCAAUCAUUUAUGGUCUUAGCACCAAAGAAAUUCGUAAUAUUUUUAUGAAACACGUUAAAAAUAGGAUAUCUAACCAGUGA